Talaromyces proteolyticus is the source of this 444-nucleotide messenger RNA. RefSeq names its product putative oxalocrotonate tautomerase. The transcript has a single exon. The record is from RefSeq and is a predicted model, not a curated record. Lineage: Eukaryota; Fungi; Ascomycota; Eurotiomycetes; Eurotiales; Trichocomaceae. The coding region runs from base 1 to 444 and encodes 147 amino acids.
AUGCCUCGGUGGACUUUCGAAAUCACACCGGACUCGUUAUCUUCGACCGAAAAGGACCUCUUAGCCCAGCGAAUCACAGAUAAUUAUGUCAAGCUGGACAUCCCAGCUUUCCUUGUCAACGUAUUCUUCCAUGAAAACCGAAUUGGCAACUUUUAUAGCGGUGGUAAGACACCACCCAAAACCGUCUUCUUCGUGCUCGACCACGCCGCUCGAAGCUUUCCAUCGGAAGAAGUUCGCUUGGCUUUUAUUGACAGUGUCAAUGACAUUGUGGAGCCAAUCCUAGCUCCUAAGGGUAUCAAAUGGGAAUACAACAUCUAUGAGCAUCCUGCAGAUAACUGGAGAGUCAAUGGCAUGGUUGCUCCAGUCAAGCAACCUGAGCUGUGGAAACAAUGGGUUGAGAGAAAUGAGGCGGUUGUAUAUGGAGAAUACGCCAAUAAGAAAUAG